Talaromyces stipitatus ATCC 10500 is the source of this 3611-nucleotide messenger RNA. Its product is annotated as eukaryotic translation initiation factor 3 subunit EifCa, putative. The transcript has 4 exons. Gene Ontology annotation, molecular function: mRNA binding; translation initiation factor activity. Gene Ontology annotation, biological process: translation reinitiation; formation of cytoplasmic translation initiation complex. The record is from RefSeq and is a predicted model, not a curated record. The coding region runs from base 1 to 3156 and encodes 1051 amino acids. Gene Ontology annotation, cellular component: multi-eIF complex; eukaryotic translation initiation factor 3 complex, eIF3m; eukaryotic translation initiation factor 3 complex, eIF3e. Lineage: Eukaryota; Fungi; Ascomycota; Eurotiomycetes; Eurotiales; Trichocomaceae.
AUGCCUCCUCCACCUCAUAUCAAGCCCGAAAAUGUCCUCAAGAGGGCUAGGGAACUCAUUGCUGUGGGCCAGGCUCCUGCCGCGCUCACGGUUCUUCACGAACAUGUUACCUCGAAACGAACUCGUAGCAGCCCCGUCGCGUCUUUGGAACCGGUGAUGAUCCUGUUUGUUGAACUCUGUGUCGAUUUGCGCAAAGGAAAAGCCGCCAAGGACGGUCUUUAUCAGUAUAAGAACAUCGCGCAGAACACCAAUGUGGGAACCAUCGAGACUGUUCUCAAGCAUUUCAUCGAACUCGCCGAGCAAAAGGUUACCGAGGCUCAAGCCAAGGCCGACGAAAUUCAGUCAUCGCUCGAGUCGACUGCCCCUUCGACCAACGUCGACGACCUCGAAGCCAUUGAAACUCCUGAGACUAUUCUUUUGGCUACUGUGUCUGGCGAACAAUCCAAGGACCGUACCGACCGUGCUAUCGUUACCCCGUGGCUCAAAUUUUUGUGGGAAACCUACCGAACUGUGCUCGAGAUAUUGAAGAACAAUGCUCGUCUCGAGAUUAUGUAUCAAACGACUGCCCUCCAGGCUUUCCAGUUCUGCCUCAAGUAUACUCGCAAGACCGAAUUCCGUCGUCUGUGUGAACUUCUGCGCAACCACGUUCAGAAUGCCGCCAAAUAUUCCACUCAGAUGCAUGCUAUCAACCUGAGCGAUCCGGAUACUCUUCAGCGCCACUUGGAUACUCGUUUCCAGCAGCUUAAUGUGGCCGUUGAGUUGGAAUUAUGGCAGGAAGCCUUCCGUAGUGUGGAGGACAUUCACACCCUGUUGAGCCUCAGCAAGCGACCUGCAAAGAACGUUAUGAUGGCCAACUACUACGAAAAGCUCGCUCGUAUCUUCUUGGUGAGCGAGAACUACUUGUUCCAUGCGGCUGCCUGGAACCGCUUUUACAACCUCUUGCGCCAGUCUGCUGUUACUCUCGCCACAGGCCAGGGAGCCAAGAAGGACAACCCUUCUGUCACAGAGGCGGAUAUGACCAAGGCUGCAUCCUUUGUUUUGCUUGCUGCUCUCUCAAUUCCUGUCAUCAGCACCUCUCGCUCUCGUGGUGCUCUAGUCGACGUAGAUGAAGUGAGGAAGAACAAGAAUGCUCGUCUUACCAACUUGCUCGGCAUGGCCCAGCCCCCCACUCGUGCUGCUCUUUUCAAAGACGCUCUCAACAAGGGCUUACUCAAGCGUGCUCGCCCAGAGAUCCGUGACUUGUACAACAUCCUUGAAGUUGAUUUCCAUCCAUUGUCAAUUUGCAAGAAGAUCACUCCUAUCCUUAAACAGAUUGGUGCUGAUCCUGAGAUGGAAAAGUAUGUUGUCCCCUUGCAACAGGUCAUCCUCACUCGUCUCUUCCAGCAGCUUUCUCAAGUGUACGAGUCUGUUGAGCUCAAAUUCGUUUAUGAGCUUGCCCAAUUUCCCGACCCAUUCCAAGUCACUCAGUCGAUGAUUGAAAAGUUCAUCAUGAACGGUUGCAAGAAGGGCGACUUGGCCAUCCGUGUUGAUCAUGUGGCUGGUGUUCUUACUUUCGACUCCGAUAUUUUCUCAUCUGCUAAGGCUCUGCACCCAGGUAGUGCAGCGGGAUCCGCCGAAAGCGAGGUGGGAUCUGUUCAACGCUUGCAGAGCACACCGGCUGAAAUCGCUCGUUCUCAGCUUACUCGCCUGGCCAAGACAUUGCAUGUUACUUGUCUCUAUGUUGAUCCUUCUUAUACUGCAAGCCGCCUGGAGGCUAAGCAGCGUGCACAUGCCCGUGCCUUGGAGGGUGCUGCAAAGGAGCACCAGGAGACCUUGGCCCGUCGUGUUAUCAUCGAGAAGAAGAAGGAGGCUGCCACAGAAUCUCUUCAGCGCAAACAACGUGAAGAGGAAACUCGCAAGAGAAUCCGCACUCAACAACUCCAGGAAGCUGAGAAGCAGAGACUGUUGGAUGAGCAUCGUGAACGUGAAAAGAAGCGUCUCAAGGAUGAACAAGACCGCAUUCGUAAGCAGGAACUGAAGAAGCAGCUUGAAGAACUAAGCGGCGUCAAAGGCAUUGAUAUCAAUGAGAUUGACCCUGAGGAGCUCGACAGCAACCGUCUCCGUGCCAUGAAAUUGGCCCAACUUGAAAAGGAGAAGAACGAGCUCAAUGACCGCAUCCGUAUCACAGCUAAGCGAAUUGACCAUUUAGAACGUGCCUUCCGUCGCGAGGAGCUUAAACAUAUUCCGGAAGAUUACGAAAGACAGAAACAGCAUGAUAUGGAGGUCUACGAGCUUCAAAAGGAGGAGACGUUGAAGGAAGCUCAAUUGAAACACAAGGCUGACGUCGCUCUCAAACACCGAUUGAGCCGUCUUGUGCCAGUCUUCACUGAGUUCCGUGAUAGUCUCAAUGAGAAGCGUCACGAAGAGUUCGAGAAGCGCCGCAAAGCCGCCGAGCGAGAACUUGAGGCGAAGAAGAAGCAACGUAUCAAGGAGGUCAUGGAGCGUCGUCGUCGUGAGAAGGCAGAACGUGAGGAAGAGGAACGCCGCAGAAAGGAGGAAGAAGAGCGUAUUAAGCGUGAAGAGGAGGAACGUACUGCACGCGAGGAGGAACAGAGACGUAUUAUGGCUGAAAGGAAAGCUCAGAGAGAAGAAGAGAGAAGGAAACUUGACGAGAUCGCCGUCAAACAGAAACAACGUGAAGAGGAAGCUGAAGCUCGCCGCGCAGCUCGCAAAGCCGGCGGCGUUCCUGAACCCACUCGUGCUGAACCUGUCGCUGAACGCGGUGAAAGAGGCCCACCAAGACUCAACCUGGCUCCUCGUGGUGGUGCCGGCACUGGCGCAAGCUGGAGAGAGCGUCUCGCAGCCAAGGAGGCCGCAGGAGAGACCGCUGCUGCUACUCCCACCGCGGCUCCUGCCGCAGCCAAGGAAGAACCUACUGCCACCCUACCACGCAAGACCGGUGGUUACGUUCCCCCCGCCAUGCGUCAAGGUGCCGGAGCCCAAUCAGCCAGAUCCGCUGCCCCUCCUGCAUCAACCGAGAAGUACAUCCCUCGUCACCAGCGUGAAGGAAGCGGUGCCCCUGCUCCCAGACCUUCAGCAGCUACCAGCGAGCGAUCCGAAGAAAGCAAACCAACCGGUGGCAAAUGGGUCCCUCCUCACAAGCGCGGACAACAGUAACUUUUGUUCCAGUCGUUACUUUUCAUUUCUCACGACAACGGAGGUUUAUUCAAAUAAACUUUUGGGGUCUGUCUCUUCUUUCUUGGUUUCAUGCGAAAAGUACGGUUUUAGUUUCUUUACUUGGUUUCUCUCAUGUUUUAUGUGACCAUGUCCAUAGUAGCAUCAUUUCCAUCUUCUCCCUUUCUUGAUCGAAAUUUGAGGACGUUUAUGGGAAAGACCUUGAUAUCUCGAUUCAGACUUUUCUUCUCUUUACCCUUCUCCGCAUAAUUUUUCUCCUGAAGUAUCUAUCCCCUUUGCACGUGUUUUCCCCAUUCCCCCUUACUCUUUUAUCAUGUUAUAUGGAUGAUCGAAGCAGGAGAUUAGACUGACCUAGAAUGGAUGUUGGGUGAUGAAUCAACAUGGUAUCGAUAUAUGCUUUUUUUGGUAGCUUCAUAAUCCAACUGAUUACGUACUCG